Molecule: messenger RNA, 372 nt
Organism: Mollisia scopiformis
Lineage: Eukaryota; Fungi; Ascomycota; Leotiomycetes; Helotiales; Mollisiaceae
Exons: 2
Coding region: 1-372 (123 amino acids)
Source: RefSeq, a predicted model, not a curated record
AUGGCUCACCACAAUGUCAACUUUCUCACGUUCCUCGAUCAAAUUCUUCCAGAUCGAAGAUCACCCGAUGUCAGACAGAACGACAUCGUAGGCAAUGCGAUCAGAAACACCAUCGACUUCUGGACUAGUGGUCUUGACAUGAGCAAUUACUCUGCUCAUGUUCUUGUCAUCGCCAACGAACUCAUCUCCUUGAUCGCCCUUGGUGACGGACAACAAAGAUGGAUGGUCAUUUUGGCAUUGAAAUGGCUAGUCGAGGAGGCAGAGUUCCUUGUGGAGGAAUUUGAGGACAUGGAAGAUGAGUUGGAGAUGGUGUUCCUCUGCGGGUUGAUGGACGAACUUCAAAUGCUUUGGUAUGGGGUGAUUCGUAUUUGA